CUCCCAGCGCGUGUUCCCCAAUUCCACCAUCGACGAGCGUCACCCAUCGACAGCGACAUUAACUUGCAUCGCUACACCUCACGAUGGCAGCUCCUCGCGUGUCCUUUUCCGACAAGGACAUCGAGCAGAACGGCGAGGCUGGCGCUGCGCAGAGAUCGAGAAAAUGGUCGCAAGCCGCCGGUAACAUCGAGGACCUAGAUGAGUACACGGCACUCCAGAAGUACAUCUCUACGUACAGAGAUCCAAAGCUCGCUGCCGCCGAGGCUGGCGAGGAGGAGGACCAGAAGCCAAAAAAGUCGUGGCAGUUCUGGAAGUCCUCGAAGAAGGCGGGCGUUGACGACGAUGGCGUGGUCCCUGACAACUGGCUCGAGGCCGACAUCAAGCAGGGUAUCACCGAUCACGAGGUUGAGCAGCGCCGUAAAAAGUUCGGCUUCAACGAGAUCAUGUCUGAGAAGGAAAACUUGUUCCUCAAGUUCUUGGGUUUCUUCAAGGGUCCUAUUCUUUAUGUCAUGGAACUUGCUGUCCUCCUCGCCGCCGGUCUUCGUGAUUGGAUCGAUUUCGGUGUCAUUAUCGCCAUUCUUAUGCUCAACGCCGUCGUUGGUUGGUACCAGGAAAAACAGGCUGCUGAUGUCGUCGCAAAACUCAAGGGUGACAUUGCCAUGAAGGCAACUGUCAUUCGUAAUGGUCAGGAACAAGAGAUCAAGGCUCGCGAGAUCGUCCCCGGUGACAUUGUCAUCAUUGAGGAAGGUCAAGUCUGCCCCGCCGACGCUCGUCUCAUUUGCGACUACGAACACCCAGAGGACUUUGAGAAGUACAAGGAGCUGCGCGAGCAGCAUGCUUUGAACCCAGAAGAAGACCCUGCUGGCUCUGAGGAUGCCGAGGGUGACGAGGGCGAGGGCAUUGCUCACCAAGGUCACUCCAUCGUUGCCGCUGAUCAGUCUGCCAUCACUGGAGAGUCUCUCGCCGUCGACAAGUUCAUGGGAGAUGUCGUCUACUACACCACUGGUUGCAAGCGUGGAAAGGCCUACGCCGUUGCCACUACCUCCGCAAAGCACUCUUUCGUCGGUCGCACUGCUAUGCUCGUCCAGGGCGCAAAGGAUCAAGGUCACUUCAAGGCCAUCAUGAACAGCAUCGGUACGGCUCUCCUGGUUCUCGUUAUGUUCUGGAUUCUCGCUGCCUGGAUUGGUGGUUUCUUCCGCAACCUCAAGCUCGCUACCCCAGAAGACUCUGACAACACUCUCCUCAAAUACGUCCUGAUCCUGUUCAUUAUUGGUGUUCCCGUCGGUCUGCCUGUCGUCACAACCACCACUCUGGCUGUCGGUGCUGCCUACCUCGCUGAGCAACAGGCCAUCGUCCAGAAGCUUACUGCUAUCGAGUCCCUUGCCGGUGUCGAUGUGCUCUGCUCUGACAAGACUGGUACUCUCACUGCUAACCAGCUCUCCAUCCGUGAGCCCUACGUCGCCGAAGGCGAGGAUGUCAACUGGAUGAUGGCUUGCGCUGCUCUCGCGUCUUCUCACAACAUCAAGUCUCUCGACCCCAUCGACAAGGUGACCAUCUUGACCCUCAAGCGCUACCCCAAGGCUCGUGACAUCCUUAAGGACGACUGGAAGACCGAGAAAUUCACUCCUUUUGACCCUGUGUCCAAGCGUAUCACAACUGUCUGUACUCUCCGCGGCGACCGUUUCACCUGCGCCAAGGGUGCACCCAAGGCUAUCCUCAACCUCACCGAGUGCUCGCGCGAAACCGCAGAUCUCUUCAAGGAGAAGGCUGCUGAAUUCGCCCGCCGUGGUUUCCGUUCCCUCGGUGUCGCCUACCAGAAGAACAACGAGCCUUGGGUCCUCCUUGGUAUGCUCUCCAUGUUCGACCCUCCUCGUGAAGAUACCGCCCAAACCAUCGUCGAGGCUCAGCAGCUCGGUGUCCCAGUCAAGAUGUUGACUGGUGAUGCUAUCGCCAUCGCCAAGGAGACUUGCAAGAUGCUUGCCCUCGGAACCAAGGUCUACAACUCUCAGAAGCUCAUCCACGGUGGUCUGUCCGGUUCCACUCAGCACGAUCUCGUCGAGCGUGCCGACGGUUUCGCUGAAGUUUUCCCCGAACACAAGUACCAGGUCGUCGAGAUGUUGCAACAGCGUGGUCACUUGACUGCCAUGACUGGUGACGGUGUGAACGAUGCUCCAUCUCUCAAGAAGGCCGAUUGUGGUAUCGCCGUCGAAGGUUCCACCGAAGCUGCCCAGGCCGCCGCCGAUAUCGUUUUCCUCGCCCCAGGUCUCUCCACUAUUGUCUUUGCCAUCAAGACUGCCCGCCAGAUUUUCCAGCGUAUGAAGGCAUACAUCCAGUACCGUAUUGCCCUCUGCCUUCACUUGGAAAUCUACCUGGUUACCUCCAUGAUCAUCAUCAACGAGACCAUCAGCUCCGAGCUCAUUGUCUUCAUCGCCCUCUUUGCCGAUUUGGCCACCGUUGCCAUCGCUUACGACAAUGCGCACUCGGACCCGAAGCCUGUCGAAUGGCAACUGCCCAAGAUCUGGAUCAUCUCGGUCAUCCUCGGUAUCGAACUUGCAAUCGCAACUUGGAUCAUCCGUGGCACAAUGUACCUGCCAUCUGGUGGUAUUGUGCAGAACUGGGGCAACGUUCAGGAAAUCCUGUUCCUCGAAGUCGCCCUUACUGAGAACUGGCUCAUCUUCGUCACCCGUGGUGCUCAGACUCUUCCAUCCUGGCAGCUCGUUGGCGCCAUUGGUGGUGUCGACGUCAUUGCCACUCUCUUCUGUAUUUUCGGAUGGUUGAACCCCAACAUCUACCAGGAGCCUCUCCCAUCCCCAAUGUCGCAAUUCGUGCAGACCCGUAACGGACACACCGAUGUCGUCACCGUGGUCGUCGUCUGGGCGUACUCGAUCGGUGUUCUCAUCUUCAUCGCCAUCACAUACUACCUGCUCAACAAGAUCCCCGGUCUCGCUGAUCUCGGCCGCAAGAACCGCAGCGUACACGACACCCAGAUGGAGAACAUUAUCGGACAUCUCAGCAAGCUGGCGCUCAAGCACGAGACGGAUUCACAUGGCGAGAGCCAAUGGACAAUCACGGGCAAGGCGGCCGAGGAGGAAGAAGAGGAUUAGAUGCACACCAAGAUACCAAUUUUUUUCUCGUUGAAUCAUACUAGGGGUUAGAAAACACAGAAGACGUGUCAUUACCGACAGUGGAAUAAUGUGGUGCUCUCCUGCCAUCGCUAGGGAUGCACUUGUAAAUUAAAUCCCCGGGUGAUGAUUUAUACAACGAGCUGUUCGAAGUACAACCACUUUCUUUUUCUUUUCAUUGAUGCUUGGUGCUACCUCGUGCUAUUGCUUAUAGACUUCCAUACAUGUGUAGUGGAUGGAAGUGUUGAGAGUCUGUUCGUUUCCCUGUAGGCCACCAUCUCACUGGGAGCCCACUGCUUACUGUUUC
Molecule: messenger RNA, 3429 nt
Organism: Sphaerulina musiva SO2202
Lineage: Eukaryota; Fungi; Ascomycota; Dothideomycetes; Mycosphaerellales; Mycosphaerellaceae
Product: plasma membrane ATPase 1
Exons: 5
Coding region: 84-3104 (1006 amino acids)
Biological process (GO): proton export across plasma membrane; regulation of intracellular pH
Cellular component (GO): plasma membrane
Molecular function (GO): ATP hydrolysis activity; P-type proton-exporting transporter activity; ATP binding
Source: RefSeq, a predicted model, not a curated record